Sabethes cyaneus is the source of this 1762-nucleotide messenger RNA. Its product is annotated as putative mediator of RNA polymerase II transcription subunit 26. The coding region runs from base 1 to 1314 and encodes 437 amino acids. The record is from RefSeq and is a predicted model, not a curated record. The transcript is spliced from 9 exons. NCBI's taxonomy places the organism in Eukaryota, Metazoa, Arthropoda, Insecta, Diptera, Culicidae.
AUGAUCGGUUCGGUGAACUUCGCGCUUCGGUACCGGCUGACCGGAAUCGAAUCGGCCCGGCAGCACACGUGUGUGCAGAAGCAGCAGCAGCAGCACCGGUCACCGGCCGGGUUGGCCAUUCUCGGCAGACCGGUCUUUCCGGGAAACCACAUUGACACGGGGGCAGGUACCGUACCGUACCGUACCGUGUGCGUACCGUGUCAGCAGCUGCGAGCGUCAGCUGCCGCUUCGCAGGAGACUAUUGGAUUAUUACUUUCGCCCGAAUCGCCCGAAAGACGUUUCCGACAAGCGCUCAUCAAGAUGGGAACUGCUGCUGCCUGCCUGCACCAACCAACCAACGCAACGGUUUUCGCAAUGGCCACGAUGCAGCGACGCCUGGUGCAUAAGCAGUUCAACUCGCCGAUCAAUCUGUACUCGCAGCGCAACAUCCAGGAAACGCUGGACCGGGAGCUGAAGCUCCUCUCCAACGGGGCCAUCGGAAUCGACUUUGAAGAUCCGGCGACUACCAAGCCCCCCAGCUUGGCCAAGUCUGCCGUUCUUCAGGCCCUGGAGGAUGAAGAGCGCCAGCAGGCUCGCGGUUUGAAGCGCGUUGCCUGGCCACCACCACAAGCGGAGGGUGGUGACGAUUACUACCAGCAGCAGCAGCAGCAACAACCCUCCCAUCCGCCUCAACAGCAAUACUAUCAGCAGCAGCAACAACCAUCCCCCCAGUUCCAGCACCAUCAGCAACCGACUUUUCAACAGCCAUCCUAUCAGCCCUACUCGCAACAGCAGCAACAACAUCCACAACAGCAACAACAACAUCAGCAAGCACAGCAUCAGCCGCGAGAACGAAUCAUCCCGAUUCAGAGGUCUGACCCGUCAACUCAACAGCCGCAGUAUCAACCACAGGCAACGCAAGCCUUCCAACCGCUAGCGUCCGCACAGCAACAGCAACAGCUCUAUCAACAUCCUCCCGAGCCAACGGUUGUCCCACAGCAACCGUACUAUCAACAGCCGGACCAAAUACCAUUCGUCACCACACUACGCAAGGAACCACCGAUGUCGCAGGAACCGGCUCCGGUCUAUCAAACCCAACCAGUUGCUGCUAUUUAUCAAGGCGGUACCAACAUGCGCGGAGAUCAGAAAUGGCCACCGGCAGAGUACAAGAAGCAAAGUGAACUGGAAAACGAAGAACGCCGAAGACUAGCCCAGCAGCCCGCGUUCCGUCCGCGUAAGGUGCAGAAAGACUACAGCGAUUUCUUCGCCAAGAAUGCACUGAAUCAAACGUAUCCAGCCUAUCGGGCACCACCGGGCACCCAACAUCACGAUUAGUCAUCAUGCAAUGUUGUACACAACGCACACUUCUAGCACCGCACACCUACAUAUAAACGCCAGAUUACACGUUCACUACGUCCUUCGAAGCAACAUUGUCGACCAGUUUCUACCAGUUCACUUUUUUGCGAUCUUGUACUAUGUCAUAAGAGAGAGACUUAGAAUAGCCACCACAGAAACAAACACAAACAGAAAACGAAAACAAUAAACGUUGAAAAAAAAACAAUACUUUACAGCCAAAGUUUGAUACGCUUGAAACGAAACAAAUGAAAUACACGAAACUAAUUGCAGAUAUGUUAUAGUAUGAACAACAAAUUUUUUACAUUAUUACUUGUUAGGCAAAAAUGAUUGUAACUAAUCUCUGAUGUUGAAAAUGACUAUCUAAAAAUUGAUAUAUUUAUUUUACACUUUUCUCAACCGUCUCGAUUUCAGUAUACUGUAACGCUAA